CACGUUAAUUUAGCAAAGAAAUAUAAGAAAGAUUAGAAAGAUUUAAUUAAACGCUAAUUAAUCCAAAUUCCAAAAGAAAAGAAAAAUGAUAACUACGUUGUUUAAAUCAGUUUAGAAAAGUAGAUAUCUUAUUAAUCAUAAACCAUUUCAGAUAAAACGUUGAAUACCGAUCGGACCAUAAAGGAUUAACGUAAUCGGAUCUCUCUGGCGUUCACUUCGCUUAAUACCGCUUACACAAUUUCCAUCGACCCGCGGCCGUGCCAAAAUCCAUCGUCUCGCAGAAGGCUUGGAAAUCGUUGCGAAAUCCCUUCGAUCUCCGGCAUCUGCCGCCGAUAUCCCUUCUGCGGAAGAAAAUUCGCAACAGAGCCGAGUGGGAGGAGGUGGAUAAAGCAGCCUCUGCCCAAGUUUACCAACAAACGACAUCGAUAUCGAUAUCGAGAGCAUCGGAACCAUGAGGCGUGGGCCGGUCGUCGUGUUGCUUCUUCUCGUCUGUUGCGGUUCGCUCGAGGCUCGAGGUCGCGACGACACCGGCUUCGUGAACGUUGAAUCGAUGCGUCGAGAUGUCCGCGAAAUGGCGUUCCAGGAUUUGCUCGGUGAGGGGAGCUCGCCGGAAGAACAACAAGUCCCUAAAAAGCGCAUGAGAAAUGCUUCCGGCAAAUCAGACGAGGGAGGAUACUACAAGACAUACGGUAGCGACGCCGAGGGCGAGAAGGGUUACGAGAAGGCAACCUACAGCAAGGGCAAUCAUGGCUAUAAGACCCUCGACACCUUCCACAAGCAGGACGGCGACAAGUACGCAUUCGAGAAGCAUGUAGCCUACGGCAAAGCGCAUGCUGACAAGAAAAGUAGCCACGACGAGGCAACCUCUCGUUCCUGGAAAGCGGGUGAUCACGAGGGUGCAGGCACUAUCGUUGAUACUCAUUAUGCAACCGAUGAGAGUGAUCACGAGGCCGAACCCAACGAUCACAGCAGCUAUACUCACGAAGAUGGCAUUCACUAUACGGAUCAUGAACCAAAAUCUUCAAGUUACGGACACAGUGAAAGCUACACGGACGGAGACGGUGAGCAUGGUUCGUACGAAAGCCACAGCUCUUACUCGAAAAGCUCUGGUGAUGAAUACGGAAACGAUGGAAGCCAUUACUACUAAUCCUUUGCCAAAUGGUUGGUUAAAUCCAGUUAUUUGACCUUCAAUGGAAAAUACGAUAAAAAUAUCUAAUUUGAAAAAUUAAAAGAGUGUUAAUGAAUUAUAUUUUUAUACAUCAACAACUUGAAUGAUACGCAAUGUUUUAUAAUUUAAAAGUUUGAUAAAAUUAAAAUUCUUAAACUUAUUUAA
Messenger RNA from Apis florea (little honeybee), 1333 nucleotides. RefSeq lists its product as uncharacterized. NCBI's taxonomy places the organism in Eukaryota, Metazoa, Arthropoda, Insecta, Hymenoptera, Apidae. The record is from RefSeq and is a predicted model, not a curated record.